AAAAAAAAGUAAAGUAUAAAUACAGAAAGAAUUUAUGGUGUCUAUGGUCUAAGAGUGCAAAAGAAGGGAUUAAACCCCCACUAUUAAAAUGUAGUCUGAGGAUUAAAGAGAGGCACACGAAAGCUAGCUACAUCGGGGGCGUUAUUCGACAUCAACUCUCAGUCUAAUUCGAGACAUGCACUUGUUUUAAAGUUCUAACUAUUUCAGAGCAAUUAUUUAUUUUCAUUAUUUAUAUAAUACAGUUUUUUUCUUCUCUAGAAAUAAUUACAAUUAUUACUUUGAGGAAAUGCCAAGAAGGAAGUGAAGGAUAUAAAUGUUAUAAGAACUACAAUCUUGCAAUAGUGCCGACUAUUUGCAAAUUUUCAAAGUUAUUUAAUUGAAAGAUCAGGAAACGACAUCUUAUAAUUAUAAUAAAAACAUAAAAGUUAUAUUAACAGUAUAAGCCAUUCAAUUACUUUACUUCUCUUUACGAGAGGAGGCUGAUCAGCUUGUUAGAAGAGGAAAUGAUCAGCGUCUAAUUUCCGUGUAAGCUUCAUUGAAACAGAAAAGGAUUGAUCUACUUACGAGAUUUAUUGAUGCAGAGUUAAUUUAUAAAAAAGUUUAUUAUUUAGUUUUUACAAUGAAUAAACGGAAGAAAUAACAAAUAAUCGUUAAUCAUUAGAUGUUAUUGGAGUUUGUUUUCAUCAAAUUACACUUGGAUUUAAAGCUACAAUCAAUGAAGUGUGAAAAUGCAAGUAGCGACGAGCGUGUUACUCUGGGCAUUGUUCUCAAUAGCCCAGAUCGAUGCAAGACCUCCAGAAAUAGGUUCGUCGGAAGUGUCUCGAACGGACGUGACGAAACAACAAGCCGGUGAUGCAUUGCAGACUACAAAACUUCAAGACGUUGGAAGCAGCAGGUAUAGGUCGUCGGGUCGUACACGAAACAUUUAUGAACCUAAUAAUAAUAAUUAUUAUUAUUAUAAAAUAUUAAACCAGAGUAAUUUCACACCGGGGAUUAUAAAUAAUAUUAAAACUAAAUCAUCUCGUCGCUCUCGUUUGCCAACCAAUUGGAUUAAUUUUAAUGCACUUACCUCAACGACGGUACCAUUAGUCCAGGCUAAAGAAAUUUCUUUAAAAGACACUCGAAUCAGAAAUGAAAGUCGUCUUCUUCAUGCGAUCGCAUUGGAUCCCUCAAAUUCACUCACUCUAGACAAGCUAAAGACAAAAGUCAAAAAUACUAUUGUAAAUUCGACCAAGUUUUCUUCUUCUUCAAAAUCACCAUCUAAAAAUAAUGAAUAUAUUUUUGUUAAACCGAACAUGUCUUUCACUGUAGCGAACUCGACGAAAAAAAAACCACCAAAGAUUAAUACGACAAAUAUUGGUAUAAAGACGAACAAAACGAUUGUCAGUGGGAAUAAAAAAUAUCCGGUAGUUAAAAAUCCCGUAAUAUCAACAGUUUAUUUAAAAAACUGGCCUAAUGACCCUCUUCGUAAUGAGCAAGAUUUGUUAAAUUAUCAAAAAUACACAUCACCUUAUCCUACUUAUUCUAAUACCGAAAAUAAUCCUGUAAAAAAUGUGAAUCCUAAACUCGACAAACCCGUUUUAUCGAAUAAAGAUAAACCUUCUUCAGCCAUAAAUUCAUGGUCACCUUCAUCAAAUUUAACACAUUACGAAGACCCGUUGUUACAGCCAAGUGUCCAAGAAAUAAUAAAAUGGCUUCAAAUUCCCCCAUUUUCAAAUCAUCCACAUAUCGCUACUAAUUCAGCGACUAUCGGCGCGGUAUCCAACGUAUUUACACCCAGUGUAACAUCAAUACAACCCGUUUUCUAUACAAAUACCCAGCCUCCGAGUGUUGAUGAGAGUCCCAAUAAUUUUCAGUUGUCUCAAAGUUUAGACGCUUUGUCAAAUAAUCCAAAUCUUGGAAUUGCUCUCGAUCCAUUGGAAAUUUUCGACUCACAGGAAUCAAUUGAAGCUGUUAAAAACAAAACAGAGACUUCAAUAAUAACUCUAACAGACGCUCCGACUUCAACCGAUUUUCCAACAGAACCAACAGUUAUUCAGCGGCCAGUCUUCAGGCCGGUUUCUGAAAUAACUCAAAAUACAGUUGUUCAUAUCAUAAAUCCUUUGUCAAAAAAACGAAACGUCACUGUUAGCGAGGGUAAAGUGCCUUUUAAAAAUGAAUUGAAUUCACCACCAAAUGUCCAUAUUACUUUUGCUUCUGAAAAUGAUACCAAGUCUGCAACAAAUUUAAAAGACACAUCAGACAAUUUAUGUCCAACGAUAACUAUCAAUUCAAUAACAAAAGUUAACAAUACUAUUGAAAGCAAGCAAGGUUGUACGGAUCUUAAUAUAAUAAUUAACUCACAAUUGCUUAGUACCCAUAAUUUCAAUGGCGUUUUAGGCGGCGAUGAAUCAGGCAUUGAUAAACACGUGAAUGGUGAAGCUGCUAUUACUUCAACAGAUUCUAGUUCGAUAUUGACGCCAGAAUAUCCUAGUUCGGUACAGGCAGAUCCAGAUCGUAAUGAUUUGUAUGACGCAGCAGUUGUUGAUGAUGAAUCUGAAUUUGAAGGACCUUAUGAUGUCAAUCAGGAGUCGAAUUAUUUGAUAGGAGAUGAUGAAGAUGAUCCCAGUGAGGCGGUAUUUUCAGACGGUGUUCAAAAUGAUUUUGCAGAUGCUGGUCCAUCGGAAACUGGCCAAGUUAUUUCAGGAGGUUCAGAAGCAGUUGGUAACUCUAAUGGUGGGUUAGCUGGCUCUGCUCUCAGCCGACCAAGUCGUCCUGGGCUUCCCAAUAUCGGGAAUCAGUUGUCUAAUUUAGUUUCUGGUAGCAAUUCUGGAGGUAGUAAUGGCAAUGGCGGCGGUAGUGGAGAUUCCACUUCUCUGGCGGCGCUAGAAGAAAAUGAUGAUGAUGAUGAUGAUGACGACGACUUUGAUUUCAGUACCUCGAGUGUUCUUGAGGGUAUUACUAAUGUAUUUACUUACUUAACUGUUCUUAAUCCUCUAAAUUACGGAAUCUUUAGCCUGGCAGCUGCUCCAUUUGCAGCGCUUGCUGCGGGAAUCGUUGGGGUUUCCGCGAUUUUUUUUCCUUGGGCUUUUGCAAGUGGACUUAAUUUUGGAAGAGCUGCGGAUACAGUUACGAUAUUAUUUAGACCGAGUUUUGAAGAUUUUGUUAAACAAUCGAUAAGUCGUUAUCAAAAUGUUUCUGAGUGGAAAAGCAAACGAAAGAAGCGAAGGAGGAAUGAGGCUCCUGGUACUGGCGUCCGAGAUUUUAAAGGCUACCAGUACAUCGAUCAGUCUUUAAAAACCGUAGCGACGCAAUUGUUAAACGUAUCUAAUCCCGAAAACUUAUCAACUGAGCCAGACAAGUCAAAGUUGCCAAAAAUCGAAUCAAAGUUGAAUUUAUUGAUACGAAAACCCGACAAUAAUGUCAAAGAAACUCCUUCAGGGCUGGAAAUUUUUGGCAGCAUGAAGAAAUCAUCUGAAAUUAACUUAGAACCGCACAGUUUCGGGCGGCCAGUCAAUUCAAAAUUCGGUUUCUUCCAAUCAAGUCACCCCGGGCAAGCGAUGGCUAUCACUGAAGAAGAACUAGAACGAGAACUAGCAACAGCACGUACAACCACACACAAGACACCAGUAACUACUGUCGGCGGAAUAUCAACUUGGAUACUUUUGAAUUCUCCAAGCUCAACAUUAAAAACUCCAAACUCUUCUGACAACAAAAAUCCCCAGAAAGUUACCGAGACAAAGCCUUCAUCAACAACCAGUCCCGCGAAACCUUCCUCAACGACAAUAAGAGUCGAGACGAGUAUGAAGACAACAGUAGCUACUGAAAAACCUACUCCUCAAAUUUUACCAGUUGCUAGCGCUUUGAAGCAAACAACGGUGGUGAACAAUCACAUGGAAAAAGUAACGAUCAUUGAUUCAAGCACAACUUCACGGGCAGAAACAACUGAAAGUACUAAAUUCGAAACGUCUACUGCGAUUUCUAGUAUGACUCAAGAUAAUGAUAAUAAAGAAACCACAAAAACUACAACCAAAAAGGUAAAAGGUAACAACUCAGGCUCCGGAUCAACGACCCCUAAGUCAACGACCAUCAUUAUGAAAACUACGGCUAUGAAAGUUUCAAGGCCAAAUCCAUUGAAUAGAUCAACCAAGCCCCCCGCCAUCAGGAAACCAUCGAUUAAAUCGAAUAUCACGAAGACAACUGUGAACGCAACACCCAAAAUUGAAAAGGUUACUUUCAGACCCGUUCAAAUGAUUACAAACAAAAAUUCUCAAGCUAAGCCAUCAUUUGUCAGUAAGCUUCAAGCAACACUUCACACCAAUUCUGAUGCAAGCUUUUCAGUUGCUACUUCGAACGAUAAAGAAGAGAUAAACGCCACCAACGUCAAAGUAAAGACAAAACCUACAAAAACAAAUGUUCUAAAAGUUCACUUGAAGAAACCAGUUGACAGUCCAACAACCAUUGAAAUUGAACCUAUCAAAGUAAACGCUCCAGUUCUGACAAUCGAGAAAGUUGAUGACAAGAAUGAUUACCUCCAAAGCGACGAUUCAGUAAAAUUCAAAGAUCCAAUUGAUGUUAAGUUUGAUUUCAAUCCUAAGUUGACUAAAAUUGUCGAGACUUCUACCAGAGUAUCGUCUUCUUCGUCAGUAUCUUCUACUUCUUCAUCAUCAUCAUCAUCAUCAUCUUCUUCGUCAUCAGUAUCAUCAACAACGAAACGACCUAAGAAUAAAAGAAAGAAGAAUAAACUUCGCCGUCGCAAGCCUUCGACUACAUUAGCUCCUUCUACAUCAUUGUCGCCAAGUCCAGCUGAUAAUAACGUUGAAAAUCUUAUUAAUGAAUCUACUGAUAUAUCAAUUCAAGAAUCUAAAAUUGUGCCUGAGUCGAAGGUUACUAAUAAUAACAAUAAUACCAAGAGUAAUAACAAGAAGAAGCAAGUCGCAAAACCGAUAGGCACUCAGAUUUAUCAAUUUUUGAGCAGAGAAGUGAUGCCCAGUGUUGGAGUAAUGUCUUUAGUGGGUAUUGGUCUUGGAUUGGCUUCUUACUUUCUCUAUCCGUUUGGGGGAACUAUCGCUCGAAGAAAUUACGAGGUCGAACCUAAUUAUAAGUACAAUGUCAAUGAAUAUGGAGGCAAUUACGGUCAAAGCGAAGAAGAAGUUUUAUCAAAAGUGUUUCUUGGAAUGAAUAAUAAUAAUAACAAUAAUAAUAAUAAUAAUUAUCAUCAUAAAAAUAGUAAGUACAAUGUGGGAGUUAAUAAGAAUGUAGAUAAAAAUUAUUAUAGAUAUCAAGCUUACGACGGUGCUUACACAGAUUCUUACACAACAAGAAGAAAUACUGUCGCUGAAUCACGUUUUCCAACUUCUGCGGUACCUGUUUACAGACCUGAUCCGCCGUUUUAUGAUAAUCAUAAUCGAGAUAAUGAAUUCAAGUAUCCGGACUUGCCUACAACACCAAAUUACUAUGAAAGACAGACAAAACCGCAGUUUAUCAAUAGUCAGGCUAGUGGAGAUCGUAAAUUUGUUGUUGGUAACAUCCCUAAAGAGUAUCCGUAUGAUAAUCAACGACUCCCGGUGAUAUCGACGACAACUACAACGACUACGGAAAGUAUCCAACAAACGGACUUUGAGAAAGAAAUUGCGGAGAAAUUGAAUUUCGUUAAAAACCCGAUCGCGGAUAAUUUUGGUAGUGAUAGUCAUGCGGGAAUUGCCGAAGCGUCGGCUUUAAAGGCAGACGCUCCUCAAUAUGACGAUAUUGAGAUCACUCCUACGGCAGUAGCCGUUGAACAUGGUCCACGGGCAAUAAAAUUGGAAAAAUUGAUAACCAGACAGAAGAGAGAAUCUGUUAUUCAGCAGAUUCCUGCGAAAAGUGAAAUCGAAAAAGCAGAAGAAGACGAUUUGAGCAACGAAAUUUUAGAUAUUAUUGACUCGGCUGUCACUGAAAAACCGAUCAAGUAUAUGGGCAAUGAAGUUACUGGUGAGAAGGAAAAAGUAACGGAAUCUGAUGAUAAAAAUUUGGAUGAUGGAUUGAUAAAAAAUUCUGGAGAUAAAAUUGAAGAUACGAAAUUAGAAGAAGUUGAUGUUAAAAACGAAACUAAAAAUCUUAAAAAUUCGACUUUGAGUAAUGAGUACUUACCUGUGUUGAAUGUUACUGAUGAAACAGUUAAAUUUAAUUCAACGACUGAAUCUAAUGAAAAUGAUUUCAAUGGCACGUUAUCUGACAGUAUUCCAACAAAGCCAGUUUUAGAAAAAUUCAACUUUUUUAACUUUGUUAAAACUGUCGCCGAAGUUAAAUUAAGAGUUGGAUUGUCAAUUCUGAAACAUGCGGGUGAAAAUUUUGCAAAGUAUAUUGGAAAUAUUCAGAAACGGUUAAAUGGGGAUCAAUAAAUUUGUUAGGAUUUAUACUUAUUUAAGGAAAAAUAAUUUUUUUAACUUUUUAACGAAUCAAUCCUUAUUUUUUAG
Messenger RNA from Cotesia glomerata, 6434 nucleotides. Its product is annotated as mucin-3A-like. The coding region runs from base 729 to 6359 and encodes 1876 amino acids. The transcript has 6 exons. The record is from RefSeq and is a predicted model, not a curated record. NCBI's taxonomy places the organism in Eukaryota, Metazoa, Arthropoda, Insecta, Hymenoptera, Braconidae.